Molecule: messenger RNA, 1599 nt
Organism: Hypoxylon trugodes
Lineage: Eukaryota; Fungi; Ascomycota; Sordariomycetes; Xylariales; Hypoxylaceae
Product: putative allantoate permease
Exons: 3
Coding region: 1-1599 (532 amino acids)
Biological process (GO): dipeptide transport; transmembrane transport; tripeptide transport
Cellular component (GO): plasma membrane
Molecular function (GO): allantoate transmembrane transporter activity; dipeptide transmembrane transporter activity
Source: RefSeq, a predicted model, not a curated record
AUGACACCUCCUGACGAGCGGGAGCCGUUGCUUCAAUUCGAACAACCGGAAUCAACUCACAACCAGAGUUCUCCUGCGAUGGCUACCACAGCAGAUACCACACAGGCUACCAAUGCGCAUAGCACUGUUGAUCGUGAUGAAGCUCGUCGCAUCUUACGGCGCGUCGAUUGGCGCAUCAUGCCGCUGCUGUUUCUCACCUACACCUUUAGUUUCAUGGAUAAAACCAUUCUCUCCAGCGCCGCAGUUUUCGGAUUGAGAGAGGAUACUCACCUAAAAGGUUCCAAUUACUCCUGGGUCUCUAGCAUUUUCUAUUUUGGUUACUUCCUCUGGGCCUAUCCCACAACCCUAUUAGUUGCCCGGCUGCCGGUAGCCAAAUAUCUGGCUGCGAAUACCUUCAUCUGGGGUGUUGUGGUAGCUUUAACAGCUGUAUGUUCUAAUUAUGGCGGCCUGGUUACCGUAAGGUUCUUUCUUGGUGUAGCCGAAGCGACCAUCUCGCCGGCCUUGAUGUUCAUCACAUCUACAUGGUACACCCGAGAUGAAAUUCCGACCAGAACCGGCAUAUGGUUUGCAGGAAACUCCGUAGGCGGCAUCAUCUCGUCACUUCUCGCUUAUGGGAUUGGUCACAUUACCGAUAGUAUCAGCCCGUGGCGUUGGAUGUUCAUCAUUUUAGGUGUAGCGACCUUCCUCAUAGGAUUCGGGAUACUGUUUCUGUUACCGGAUACAAUCUCCCAGGCGAAAUUCUUAACGCCUGAAGAGCGUCAAUGGGCGGGCGACCGAAUUGUGAUCGCCGGCACUGGUCGCACCGAGAACGCCACUUGGAAGUGGGAGCAGACAUUAGAAUGUCUACAGGAUCCCAAGACUUGGUUGAUCUGGUCAAUUGCGCUACUUUGCCAGAUCCCUAACGGCGGUACUCAGAAUUUUGCCAAUUUAGUUAUCACAUCAUUUGGGUUCACGUCGCUUCAAUCAACACUCAUCAAUAUUCCUUAUUCCAUCAUUUCCAUAGCAGCCAUUUCUGGGAGCGGAUGGCUAGCCGGUCACUUCCGGUCGAUGAAUUGUAUUCUUGUUGGCCUUGUCGUUAUUCCACCUGUGGUCGGAUCGGCUUUGAUCGGUAGCCGAAGCUCAAUUCCUCAUGGCGUUUCAUUAUUUGGAUAUUUCCUUCUGUCCACCGGACCGGCAGGCUUACCGCUGCUUCUCUCACUCGUACAGUCCAAUUAUAGGGGCGUGACGAAGAAAAUGACCAUGACGGCUUUGCUUUUUAUCGCUUACUGCACCGGAAAUAUUGUUGGCCCUCAAUUAUUCAUAUCCACCGAAGAACCCACAUACGACACUGCAUUCCGCGCUAUCAUGAUAUGCUACGCCUUAGUCAUCUGUCUCGUCGCCAUCCUUAGAAUUUACCUACAAUUAACAAAUAAGCGUAGACAGCGAGAGGAAGGAAUCCAAGGGAGUGCUGGAGCUUCUGGCGCUGUUGGUGGCGGGAAGGUAGUCGACGUUGCCGAUUCCAAUAAUGUCACUGAGGCAGUCAAUACGGUUCAACUCAGGCCAGAAGACUACGAGGAUGUGACGGACUGGAAGACAUUUGGCUUCCGAUAUAGACUUUGA